Molecule: messenger RNA, 2236 nt
Organism: Lotus japonicus
Lineage: Eukaryota; Viridiplantae; Streptophyta; Magnoliopsida; Fabales; Fabaceae
Product: protein ABC transporter 1, mitochondrial
Exons: 8
Coding region: 211-2031 (606 amino acids)
Biological process (GO): ubiquinone biosynthetic process
Molecular function (GO): kinase activity
Source: RefSeq, a predicted model, not a curated record
GUUCCUUUUCUUGGUGUUCCUAGUUUGAUGGAAGCAACAGAGGCCACGUUAGUAUUGGUUUUCAGACACAUGAAUGAAUCUCAAACCAACCACCAAAAAUUGCACCUCUACCUACAUCGCCGGUAAUCAAAACACAACUUGAACAAGAACAAGAAGAAGCAUUGAUAUAUAGUUUCUGACAUUUGACUUAACCGCCACAAUUUCACUUCCAUGGCAUCAUUGAAGGAUCUCACCAGGCUCUUCAAUGGCGUCUCCUUAAUCGCCAACGAAUUCGCCAAGCGCUCUUUACCCGCCACAACCGGAGAUUUCCAAACCCUAAUCAAACGCGCUCUUCUCUCCGCCACCAAAGGAAAACCUCGCCAAUUCUCCCACCCCGCCGCCGUAUCCUCCUCCUCCGAUUCCACACUCGCUUCUUCUCCGACUACUACUACUACUGAUUCCGUUGUUUACUUCUCCGAUUCAACACCACCACCACCACCAGUACCGCCACCACCAACAGCAGUAACAAACAAUGGCGAUGUUGCUGCUGAUUCUUCCCCUGAAGCAAACCAGCCGGAAACUUCUAAUGCAAGUGUUUCUGCUGUGGAGACGAAGGAAACUGAAGCUGUGAGCACUUCUGAAACGCCGCCACCGCCGACGUUGACGAAACGGAAGCCCCGGGAGAGGAAGGUUCCUGCAACUCCAUUUUCUAGGGCUCUUGGGUUUGCUGGGCUAGGUGCUGGUCUUGCUUGGGGGACAGUUCAGGAAUCUGUGAAGAGGCUUGCAUUUGGUACACCUACAAAUCAAGGCAACCAAUCUGCACUUUCCCCGUUUCUAUCUGAAAAAAAUGCCGAACGUUUGGCUCUUGCACUUUGCAGAAUGCGUGGAGCAGCGCUUAAGAUCGGCCAGAUGUUGAGCAUACAGGAUGAAUCUCUUGUUCCUCCACCGAUACUGGCUGCAUUAGAAAUUGUCCGUCAAGGUGCAGAUGUAAUGCCAAAGAGCCAGCUCAAUCAAGUCUUGAAUGCUGAGUUAGGUCCUGAUUGGUCAUCAAAAUUGAUUAGUUUUGAUUAUGAACCUUUAGCUUCUGCAAGUAUUGGCCAGGUGCACCGAGCUGUCAUGAAGGAUGGCACGCAAGUUGCGAUGAAAAUUCAAUACCCUGGUGUUGCAGAUAGCAUUGAGAGUGACAUUGAGAAUGUGAAACUUCUUUUAAACUACACAAAUCUAAUUCCCGAAGGACUUUAUCUUGAUAGAGCUAUAAAGGUUGCCAAAGAAGAAUUAUCUCGUGAGUGUGAUUACAAUUUGGAGGCAGCAAAUCAGAAGCGAUUCCGAGAUCUUCUUUCUGGCGUAGAAGGAUUUUAUGUUCCAGUAGUUGUGGAUGACAUUUCGAGCAAAAGAGUAUUAACUUCGGAACUUGUUCACGGAGUUCCAAUUGACAAAGUGGCAUUGCUGGACCAGGAAACUCGUAAUUAUAUUGGGAAAAAGUUAUUAGAACUCACACUAUCAGAGUUAUUCGUAUUCCAAUUUAUGCAGACUGAUCCUAAUUGGGGCAAUUUCUUAUACAAUGAAGCUACAAAGACAAUUAAUCUUAUUGAUUUUGGAGCAGCACGGGAUUAUUCAAAAAGAUUUGUUGAUGAUUAUUUAAGAAUGGUUCUGGCAUGUUCAAAUAAGGAUAGUGAUGGAGUCAUUGAGAUGUCCAAGAGACUUGGGUUUAUCACUGGAAUGGAAUCAGAUGUGAUGCUUGAUGCCCACGUCCAAGCCGGUUUUAUAGUUGGUUUGCCAUUCUCAAACCCUGGUGGAUUCGACUUCCGAGCAAACAACAUUACUCAAAGCCUUUCUCACCUCGGAGCGACAAUGCUGAAGCACAGACUCACUCCUCCACCUGAUGAAGCCUACAGUCUACACAGAAAGCUUUCCGGUGCUUUUUUGGCAUGCAUUAAGAUUGGGGCUGUUGUCCCUUGUAGGGAACUGUUGCUUGAAGUGUAUAAGCAUCAUAAAUUUGGUGAAGUAAAUGAGACAUUAUCCAGUGGCUCGGUGUCUGCAUUGGCUAAUUAAAUUUUGCCCACUAAAUUUUGCCAAUUAUGAUUAUAUGCUGGAUGCUUGUUUGCGUCCAAGCUCCUUAGCAUAAAUAUUUAAUUUGCUCCAUAAAUGGAGUCUAUUAUGGGGACAAUUCCCCGCUCCCCAUUUGUAACUGUAGUUUUUCCCAGAUUGAUUCUUUUAAAGGUGAUUGAUUCUAUAAAAUAAUGUGUUUUGAUGUUUA